Messenger RNA from Zea mays, 2195 nucleotides. RefSeq lists its product as uncharacterized. Lineage: Eukaryota; Viridiplantae; Streptophyta; Magnoliopsida; Poales; Poaceae. The record is from RefSeq and is a predicted model, not a curated record. The coding region runs from base 731 to 1906 and encodes 391 amino acids. The transcript is spliced from 7 exons.
ACUUUCCGCUGCCCUGUUCCAUCUUCAUCUCCCCUCCCCACAUACCCCUGCUGCCGCACCCGCACGCACGCACACAACAGCAGCACAGCGUCUCUUCCUCCUCCCAAAACCUCUCUCCUCUCCCUUUCUCUGUCUCUGAGCGUGUGUCUGUCUGUCAGUGAGUAAUAAAUGGCAGCGAGCAGCGUGCGUGGCUGAAGGCUGCUGAGCAGAGCAGGGCGAGCGCUCGCUAGUCGGCUAGUGCUGUGCUGUGCUGUGCUGUGCAGCGGUUGCUCCUCCUGGUCCUGCUACUGCUCCGCUCUCCUCGUCGCUUGCUCGUCUUUUUUCCACACUGGGCGGAUUUCUUUCUCGCAAGGAGCAGGAGGAGGAGGAGGGGGAAAGGUUUGUCCGUUUCUUGCGAGAGCCCGUUGCAGAGAUCCAGCCAGGCAGCAGGAUUCAAGAACCUGACCUUUUUGUGCUCUACUCCCCGAGAGAUUUUCACCCAAAGUUUGGUCCUUGGAGCCGAUUCGAUCCCUGGAAACAACCAAGUGAAGGUGCCGCAAAUCCGUUGUGACUGCACAAAAUCCCAAAACGCCUCUGCCACCUAUCUAUUUGAUCGUUGGGAACCUAGCUCCAUCCAUCUGAGCCAAGAAAGCAGCAGCCGCAGGGCGGAGGGGAGGGGAGAGGAUAGGAGAGGGCGUCCUCUUCCGAGCAGCCCGCAUUGCCGCCUGUCGAUGAGUGAGCGCUGCCUCCGAUGCCGUCGGGGUGCUCGGUGUCCAGUCUCGCGGCGCGGUUCGCCUUCUUCCCGCCGGAGCCGGCGACGUACGCCGUCCGGAAGGACGAGGCCACGGGCCGCCUCGUCGCCUCCGGCGUGCCGCGGGACAACGCCAUGGACGUCCUGCUCGUCGACACCAGCAGGGGGAACAAGGUGGUGGCCUUCUACUUCCGGAACCCCUGCGCGCGCCUCACCCUGCUCUACUCGCACGGCAACGCUGCCGACCUCGGCCAGCUGUACGACCUCUUUGUGCAGCUCAAGGUCAAUCUCAAGAUCAACCUGAUGGGAUAUGACUAUUCUGGCUAUGGUGCAUCUACUGGCAAGGUCCACCUGCAGGCUUCAUGGAUGUCCAAACUAUCCAUCUCACUGCUGUGGCAUGAUAUGCAGCCAAGUGAAGAGAAUACAUAUGCAGACAUUGAAGCAGUGUACCAAUGCUUAGAAACUGAGUAUGGGAUCAGCCAGGAAGACAUUAUCUUGUACGGACAAUCUGUCGGCAGUGGACCAACAUUACAUUUAGCCUCUCGUUUGCCUAGAUUGCGUGGGGUGGUUCUCCACAGCGCUAUACUGUCAGGCCUCCGUGUGGUUUGCCAUGUGAACUUUACUUUCUGCUUUGACAUUUACAAAAAUGUCAAGAAAAUAAAAAAGGUCAAAUGCCCAGUGCUCGUUAUUCAUGGGACGGACGACGACGUGGUGGACUGGUCGCACGGGAAGGAGCUGUGGAGGCUGGCGAGGGAGCCUCACGACCCGCUCUGGAUCAAGGGCGGCGGGCACUGCAACCUGGAGCUGUACCCGGACUUCAUCCGCCACCUGUCGCGGUUCGUCCGCGAGAUGGAGACCGUGACGACGAAGGCCCGGCUGAGGAAGAUCCGGCCGGCCCUCCACCAGCUCCGCAAGAAGGCGGCGCACCGGGCAAGCACGGCGGCGACGACGACCACCACCACCACCUUCACCGCCAACUGCUGCUGCCGCGUCCGCGUCCGCAAGCCGACCUGCCCCAGCUGCGGCUCCUUCGGCUGUGGCUGCUGCGGGCCGCUUAGGAGCUGCCUCGCGCUCCGGUUUCCCAGGUGCUGCCGGCCUCCUGCUGCCUGCUUCACCUGCGGCGGCUGCUGUUGGUCAUGCAGGUGCAGGAGCUGCUUCAAGUGCUGCUGCUGCUGAUGAUGAUGUUGAGACGUGCGUCAAUGAGUGCCGCCCGCCGAUCGAUCCCUGCGCGCGCGCGCGCGCGUAUGGUAUAGUGAAGAGGAAUGACAGUGGUCAUGGGAUCCCUGCUAACAAACCCUUUAAACGCCGUAGACUAUAAAAAAAACCUAGAUUUGAGCUGGUGGCUGCUGAACGUUGUAUUAACAGAUCCCAGGACUCCCCGCCGUUUGUGGUUCCUCUCGUUGUAGUUGCUUGUCAGAUUGGUGAUUCGUCUCAUUAUUAAUCCGUCUGAUGUUUGUGGAGUCUA